AUGGUAAUUAGAAUCCGCCCCCCUCCCCUCUCUCAGAUCUUCAAUCGACCUCCUCCGAUUCUCCCCCAAACCGGCGGCGUUCAGCAGCCGUUCACCCCUCUCCCGCCGCGGAGUCGCCGGUCUCCGCUUACAUGCGGUUUCUCCAGUCCUCCGCCCCUGCCGCAUCAGCUUCCUACCUCUGGCCUACUCCGCCGCCGGAAUCGCCGGUCUCUGCUUACAUGCGAUUUCUCACUGCCUCACCGCAGUGGAACGCCGCCGCUGCCGUUUGGGUGCAUUCCUUCUCCGAAGUCUCCCUACGGCGCGCUGUUCUCGCCGACCGGUCAAUUGGGGCUGCCGCAGCUGCCAUUGUCGCCUACUCCGCCCCUUUCGAGCCCUAGGUGGAAGGGGAUUCUCUAAAUGUAAGAUAAAAGGUAAGGGAUUUUGGGAUUCUACAGCUUCUUAUUGCUUAGGUUUUGAUGGUAGCAAUACUGUAUAUUUACAUGGUUUUGGGGUAUGAUUAUAGUAAGGAAUUGUUGUAUUUACAUUUGUUAUUUACAUGAACAGUGAAGAAGGCAAAGGAAGUUAAGGUGUCUUUGUCUUUCCCUGUUAUUAGAAUCUAUAGGACUCAAUGGAAAUUCAGUUCCAAAA
Messenger RNA from Salvia splendens (bonfire salvia), 627 nucleotides. RefSeq names its product VQ motif-containing protein 9-like. Lineage: Eukaryota; Viridiplantae; Streptophyta; Magnoliopsida; Lamiales; Lamiaceae. The coding region runs from base 1 to 396 and encodes 131 amino acids. The transcript has 2 exons. The record is from RefSeq and is a predicted model, not a curated record.